Messenger RNA from Alosa alosa (allis shad), 2721 nucleotides. RefSeq names its product membrane-bound transcription factor peptidase, site 2 (gene mbtps2). The record is from RefSeq and is a predicted model, not a curated record. Gene Ontology annotation, molecular function: protein binding; metalloendopeptidase activity. Gene Ontology annotation, biological process: membrane protein intracellular domain proteolysis; regulation of response to endoplasmic reticulum stress. Lineage: Eukaryota; Metazoa; Chordata; Actinopteri; Clupeiformes; Clupeidae. The transcript is spliced from 11 exons. The coding region runs from base 402 to 1901 and encodes 499 amino acids. Gene Ontology annotation, cellular component: cytoplasm; membrane.
CUUAUGGCGUGAAAAAUAUGAGAUUAGCCUGCAGAAACUUGUUGCAAAAACUGAUCAUCGACACACCACAUUGUAAACGCUGGAUAUACGUGGAAAAACUGAUCAGCAAACAGUUGUUAAAAAUCUAAACUAGAGAAUGUCAAAUAGAGCUGCAGUGGGCGCAUGGAGAUGACGUCAUAUGUAUACAUCGUGCUCCAGCCUCCAUCAUCAUCAUCAAUACUUUUUUCUGCCUUAAUCGCCCUGCAAUUUACGCAGAGGCCUUGUGCUUGUGCAUGGAUACUGAAAAUGAAAGUGCUUUUAUGUAUGCAACCUCAAUGUUGCUAAAUGUUGCGUCGAACGCUCUUUUCAUUCAUUUAUUUUAACCCAAAGCAGUCCGUAAGUGUAGCGCAAACCGUGUCGCAAUGAUACCUAUCCCGAUUGUAGUGUGUGUGAUGGGAGGAUGGUGUGCCGUCUACCUAACGGACACUCUCAUAAAGACUUCUACUUCUGUGAGACACAGGUAUGAGACCUGGCUGUCAUCCAACGGGCUCACUCUGUCCCCAUUCCACGUAAAAUGGCAAACAGGUCUUUUCAACCGCCUGUUUGCCAGAUGUGCUAGCAUCAACCCCCACUUCCUUCACUUAUGGUUCAGCGUAGGUAUGGUGUUUGGGGUGGUGGCCAUGUUCGGCUCCGUGGUCUUGCUCUCGCGGACGCUGCACCAGACGCUGAAACAGAUGACCUCAGAGGCCCCAGAAGGUUCUCAUGAGCAGGUUCUCCAAGUGGUGGUGCCCGGGGUGAACCUGCCCGUGAGUCAGCUGGCGUACUUCUUCAUUGCCAUCUUAGUCAGUGGAGUAAUACAUGAGUUUGGCCAUGGGGUGGCAGCACUGCGGGAACAGGUGCGGCUGAACGGGUUUGGCAUCUUUGUGUUUGUAGUGUAUCCUGGGGCCUUUGUAGACCUCUUCACUACACACCUGAAUCUUAUCUCUCCUGUUCAGCAGCUCAGAAUAUUCUGUGCAGGAGUAUGGCACAACUUUAUGCUGUGCGUGGCGGCUCUGUGUUUCCUCCUGCUGCUUCCUCUGCUGCUGUUCCCCCUCUACUACACUGGAGCUGGGGCCUUGGUCACCGAGGUGGUGGAGGGCUCGCCCAGCAGUGGACCGCGGGGGCUGUUUGUGGGCAACCUGGUGACGCGUCUGGAGGACUGUGAGGUGCGCGGGGUGGACGACUGGCAGUCCUGCAUCCGGCAGCUCGUCCAGCACCCACAGACGGGCUACUGCGCCAGGGCCAGCAAUCUGCAGAUCAGCUGGGCAGCCGGACGAGCUUACAAGCGUCUGGAUGGGACGAUGGAGUGCUGCAGCAACAACAGCCUGACCGACCUCUGCUUCUCCUACCACAGCAACCAGGAGGGCAGGAUGUACGCCUGCUUGCCUGCGCGGAGGACCAUGGAGUCCAGUCCCACCUGCAUGACCAACGCGGACUGCCAGAAGCAGGAGCAGGGCGAGGGGGCAGGGCCCAGCCUGUGCAUGGUGCCCUCGCUGGAGAACCAGACGCGGCUCAUCCGCGUGCGUCACCCUCCCCAUCCUGACAUGCUCUUCGUCGGCUACCCCUCCCACCUGCAGUACUCAGUGAGUCUUUCAAACUUCGUGCCUCGCCUCGGCUUCCUACACUUGGACCUGCCGGUGCUGCUGGAGACCUUCUGCAAAUACCUGGUGUCAUUGUCGGGGGCUUUGGCGGUGGUGAACGCGGUGCCCUGCUUCGCUCUGGACGGCCAGUGGAUGCUGACGUCGUUCCUGGAGGCGUCGCUGGGCACGCUGGUACCCGAGAGGAGCCGUCGGGAGAUGCUGGGCUUCUGCAUCCUGCUGGGCGGCAGUGCCCUGCUCGCUGCCAACGUAGCGCUGGGACUCUGGAUGGUCACAGCGCGAUAACACACACACACACACACACACACACACACAGAGCUGGGGCAGAGGACUUUGGAUCAGGUCCUUCUCUCAUCAUCAGAUAAGUCCCCUCCCCCUCUGACUCGACCAAUCACAUUCAGGCUCAUGAACUCCGACUCAGAGACCCUUGGAAGGGAAGUAGAGUAAAACUACAUCUCCCAUCAUGCUCUAGCAUCUGAUAAGAAAGUGGCACAGUCCGUAUCCAUGGUCCCUCCGUCACAAGAUGGCCAAACAUGGAGGAUGAGUUAUUUUUCAUUGGGCUCGAUUGCCUGUGCAACCUUGUUUCGAUGGCUUUGGGGAAAAUUUAGUGUAUCCUUGCUCCAAAAAAAUAAAAAAUGCCUGCUGCUGUUUGAAAGAAACAAAACAAAAACCAACAAAAGGGACUCAACAAACCACGGACGCUGUUAAAGCACUGUUUUAGUCCCGCAUCAUAUCCCAGUAGUAUCCCAUGCAUACACACAGAGUGUACGCCAUGUCAUGAUGUCUUUGCUAUGCACGCACUGGACGCUCUCCACCUGAAGGGCCCUUCUGCUUUAUGUCCAUGUUAGUCUGUGUCGCUCCCCCCCCCCCCCGUGAACGCUGCGUGGGUUCCUAUCCCAUGGUCACUUUCCAUAUCCACUGGAGGAGGUCCAGUUGGGGUGAUGUUCAUUCCUGAAACUAAAAGCACUUUGCUCAAGCUCAGUAAAAGGGAGUUGUUGUUGUUUAUGAAACCAUGGAACGUUUUGGUUGUGGAGAACACUGAAAAGAUCAUAAAGUCAUUGUUCCCCCACCCCAAUAAAUCUCUCCUAUCUCCUUUGGAACAUGA